Messenger RNA from Paraglomus occultum, 1265 nucleotides. Lineage: Eukaryota; Fungi; Glomeromycota; Glomeromycetes; Paraglomerales; Paraglomeraceae. The record is from the annotation of a GenBank genome assembly.
UUCAAAGUGCCACAUUCCCGGAUCUCGCCAAGUUUUGGUAUUCCAUAGCAAAGUCAUCUAUCAGCAAACAAAUUCUUUGUCUUCCGCAGGACAUCUAUUUUCUGGGCACUCCUGGUAUUGGCAAAAGUUACUUUAUAUUAUAUUUGUUAUAUGUUCUUCGUCUUAAAAAUGCUACUGUUGUGAUGAGACGGAACAUUGACCAAGAAUUCUUAGUCUUUGAUGGGAAUAAUGCAUAUACAACAAUUUCUUAUGAAAAAGUCAGCUCCUUCCUGGUUAAUCCUAAUACCUGGUAUCUUCUUGAUACAGUAUCACCUUCUGAGGUCCGUGCUAUCACCAUCCUUGUCUGUUCUCCAAAUCCAAAAAUUUACAAAGAAUUUCGUAAAAUGUCAAACUCAACAAUAAGAUAUAUGCCUCCUUGGAGUUGGGAAGAAAUUGUAAAAUGUAGAGAUGCUCUUUAUCCUGGUAUUAAUGAUGACAAGUUGACAAUACUUUAUGAUCGUUGGGGUGGCAUUCCCAGAUAUAUACUGGAGAAAUGUGAUGAUCCAUCACAAGAUGCAUUGUUAGAAAAGGCAAUUGCAAGUGCUAACUUGGAAAAGUGCUUACAGAGUGUUGGUGAACGAGAAAGUCCAGAAGACAUAAGCCAUCGAAUUCUUCACAUCAUUACUUCAGACUCUACAGGCUAUACUUUGACAACUAUGAAAUAUGCAUCUCCCUAUGUUGCUCAAGAAAUUGCUACACGGUUUACUCUACAACAACAUGAAUCCCUUCGUCAUUUUCUAUUAGCCAGUGAAGGUUAUGGUACAACAAGUUCACUUCGUGGACAGCUAUUUGAAGGAUAUGUUCACAAUAUGUUAAAGAAUGGAGGAAACUUUGAUAUUAGAAAAAUUGAUGAGGAUACAGUUUCUAGCAUCUUUUUGGCAAGUAGGACUCAACGACCUUACAGAACUCUUUCCAAGGUUGACCCCCAAAUUGAUGACUACUGGCGACCAAUAGCAGGAAAUUUUCCAACAUUUGAUUCCUUAAUACCCACAGUUGGAUUAUUUCAAAUUACAAUAUCUUUACAUCAUGGUGCAAAGAUGGCUGCACUUGAAGAAUGGAAAAAGAUUGUUGGCCAUAGGAAUUUUGUGUUGUAUUUUGUUGUUCCUGAAUCAAUAUUUGAAAAAUUCAGUAAACAGAGUUACUAUACAGUAGAUGGGAAAACUGCUCGGCAUGUUUCUCAAUGGAUGCGAGAACUACCACAGUAUGUUAUGAAAAUUAAGAUAUAG